AUGAAAAAUUGCUGGGCAAAUCUAUGGCUUAUGAACAAGAAACAAAAACCAAAGCAAAAACCGAGACUGGUGGUGCUACAAAGGCCCACAGAAGAAGGGAUUGAGUCUAGAUACGAGUUAGGGAAGAGACUAGAUAUAGGAGAAAUCGGAACUACUUAUUUGUGCAAAGACAGAAAUACGGGAGAGAAAGUUGCGUGCAAGUCGAUUUCCAAGAAUGAACUUAUAAAAGCUAUUGAUAUUGAAGGGGUUAGAAGAGAGGUUGCUAUCUUGAGUCAUUUGCCUAAACACCCUAACAUCAUUACGUUGAAGGAUACGUAUGAAGACGACGAUUACGUUCAUCUUGUUACAGAACACUGUGAAGGUGGUGUGCUUUUUGAUCGAAUCGUUGCUAGAGGACAUUACAGAGAACGCUCCGCAGCUUCUAUCAUUAAAACCAUCGUCCAAGUUGUUCAGAUGUGCCACAAACAUGGUGUGAUGCAUAGGAAUCUCAAACCUGAAAACAUUUUGUUUGCAAAUAACAUGGAAACAGCGCCCUUAAAAGUUACUGACUUUGAUUUGUCAAUAUUCUUUAAACCAGGUGAAAGAUUUCAUGAGAUAGUUGGUAAUCUAUAUUACAUGGCCCCUGAAUUGUUAAUGAAAAAUUAUGGUCCUGAAGUUGAUAUAUGGAGUGUUGGAGUAAUUCUUUACAUCUUACUUUGUGGUGUCCCCCCGUUUUGGGCAGAAACUGAGCAGGGAGUUUCUCAAGCAAUUAUACUGUCGGUUAUUGACUUUAAAAGAGAUCCAUGGCCAAUGGUUUCUGAUAAUGCAAAAGACCUUGUUAAGAAGAUGCUUGAUCCUGAUUCUAAGCGCCGGCUUACUGCACAGGAAGUGUUAGAUCAUCCAUGGUUGCAGAAUGGUAAGACAGCUUCUAAUGUUUCUUUACGAGAAACCGUCAAUGUACGGCUCAUGCAAUAUUCUGCAAUGAACAAACUUAAGACAACAGCAUUGAGGGUGAUUGCAGAUCAUUUGUCUGUAGAAGAAGUUGCUGGAAUUAAAGAGGGAUUCCAUCUAGGCCACCAAAUUCCUGAUGCAGAUGUCCAAAUACUUAUGGAAGCUGGUGAUGUAGACAAAGAUGGGUACCUAGAUUAUGGGGAGUUUGUAGCCAUUUCUAUUCAUCUGAGAAGGAUAUCCCAUGAUGAACACCUACACAGAGCAUUCCAAUUUUUCGACAAAAAUGAAUCUGGGUAUAUUGAACUUGAGGAGUUACGUAAUGCUUUAGCCGACGAGAUUGACAAAAACAGUGAAGAAAUCAUUAAUGCAAUUAUGCAUGAUGUGGACACAGACAAGGAUGGAAAAAUAAGUUAUAAGGAAUUUGCUGCAAUGAUGAAGGCUAGAACUGAUUGGAGAAAAGCAUCAAGGCAGUAUUCACGAGAGAUGUUUAACAGUAUAAAUUGA
Molecule: messenger RNA, 1434 nt
Organism: Vicia faba (fava bean)
Lineage: Eukaryota; Viridiplantae; Streptophyta; Magnoliopsida; Fabales; Fabaceae
Source: the annotation of a GenBank genome assembly